Molecule: messenger RNA, 1080 nt
Organism: Bubalus bubalis (water buffalo)
Lineage: Eukaryota; Metazoa; Chordata; Mammalia; Artiodactyla; Bovidae
Gene: CLRN2
Product: clarin 2
Exons: 3
Coding region: 175-873 (232 amino acids)
Source: RefSeq, a predicted model, not a curated record
AGUAAACAUGGGCUGUGGGGGCAGGUGCUGAGGGAGGACCAGGACACGCACCUGAACUCUUGAGCCAGUGUCUGGGAGAGCCAACCCUGAAGCAGUGGAUCACCCAGUGUCCGGAAGAUGCUGAGGACCCCCGGUGUUGCUGGGACCCCUGGAGCAUGACCUGCACCCAGCAGCAUGCCUGGAUGGUUCAAAAAGGCGUGGUACGGGCUGGCUUCUCUGCUCAGCUUCUCCUCCUUCAUCCUGAUCAUCGUUGCCCUGGCACUGCCCCACUGGCUGAGUGGGAAAAUCCUCUGUCAGACGGGAGUGGACCUCGUCAACGCCACGGAUCCAGAGCUGGUCAAAUUCAUCGGAGACAUUUACUACGGACUCUUCCGCGGUUGUAAGGUGCGGCAGUGCGGGCUCGGGGGCCGCCAGUCUCAGUUCACGAUCUUCCCACACCUGGUGAAGGAGCUCAACGCAGGCCUCCACGUCACACUUCUGCUGCUCCUCUUCUUGGCCUUGGCGCUGGCUCUGGUCAGCAUGGGCUUUGCCAUUCUCAACAUGAUCCAAGUUCCAUACCGGGCAGUCAACGGCCCUGGGGGCAUCUGCCUAUGGAAUGUUCUUGCAGGCGGAGUCGUGGCCUUGGCCAUUGCCAGCUUCAUGACCUCAGUAAAAUUUCAUGACCUGACAGAACGAAUCGCCAACUUCCAGGAGAAGCUGUUUCGCUUCGUGGUGGUGGAGGAGCAGUACGAGGAGUCCUUCUGGAUCUGCGUGGCCAGCGCCUCAGCCCAUGCCACUAACCUGGUUGUGGUGGCCAUCAGUCAGAUCCCCCUGCCGGAGGUCAAGGCCAAGAUCGAAGAGGCCACAGUCACAGCCGAGGACAUCUUGUAUUAAUAACCUGCACCUAAAACCAGUUUUUGGUGUGAAUGGAAACCUCCCUUUUCUUUUUCCAGGUUUCGCAGUCCAGAAUGUCUGUGUUACUGGCAGAAAGAAUAAGGAAGUGGGAGGAGGGAGGGUAGUACGUGCACCAGAAAAGAAAACAUUCUGAAUUUAUAGCAUCUCUGUACUUCUUUCUCACUGAUCUUGGAGUUAGAGACUGCC